CGCCACCGCCCGCCGGCCCGGGAGGAGGACCGGCCCCGAGCGACAGCCAGCGCACGCGAGCGGGCAUGGCCGCGCGGGCAGCGCCCUGACCCGUCCGAGCAGCGCAGCGCAGCGCCCGGGGAUGCCCCGGCGGCCCGGAGCGCGAACAGCGGCCGCCGCGUGGUGAGGGCAGCGGUGGCGCCCGCGGGACGCGCGACUGCCAGGAACUGUUACUGCCACCACCGACCCCAAUGGCCUACAUUCCAACCCCCCCAGCAGCAGGGGCUGCUCCCAUGGGCUCCCAGUACUGCGUGUGCAAGGUGGAGCUGUCAGUGAGUGGCCAGAAUCUGCUGGACCGGGAUGUCACCUCCAAGUCCGACCCCUUCUGUGUCCUCUUUACAGAGAACAACGGCAGGUGGAUGGAGUAUGACAGGACAGAAACAGCUGUCAACAACCUCAACCCUGCGUUCUCCAAGAAGUUCGUGCUUGACUACCACUUUGAGGAGGUACAGAAGCUGAAGUUCGCCCUAUUUGACCAGGACAAGUCCAGCAUGCAGCUGGAUGAGCACGACUUCCUGGGCCAGUUCUCCUGCAGCCUGGGCACAAUCGUCUCCAGCAAGAAGAUAACCCGGCCUCUGCUGCUGAUGAAUGACAAGCCUGCGGGGAAGGGCUUGAUUACGAUUGUUGCCCAGGAGCUAUCAGACAACCGGGUCAUCACGCUGAGCCUGGCGGGCAGGAAACUGGACAAGAAGGACCUCUUUGGGAAAUCGGACCCAUUUCUUGAGUUUUACAAACCAGGGGAUGAUGGCAAGUGGCUGCUGGUCCACAGGACUGAGGUGAUCAAGUACACUCUGGACCCUGUAUGGAAGCCAUUCACUGUCCCACUGGUAUCCCUGUGUGAUGGGGACAUGGAGAAGCCCAUCCAGGUCAUGUGCUAUGAUUAUGACAACGAUGGGGGUCAUGACUUCAUUGGCGAGUUCCAGACUUCGGUGUCACAGAUGUGUAAGGCUCGAGAUGGCGUCCCGCUGGAGUUGGAGUGUAUCAACCCCAAGAAGCAGAAGAAGAAAAAGAGCUACAGAAAUUCUGGCAUCAUCAUCCUGCGAUCCUGCAAGAUACACCGGGACUACUCCUUCCUGGACUACAUCCUGGGAGGCUGCCAGCUUAUGUUCACCGUUGGAAUAGACUUCACAGCCUCCAAUGGAAACCCCCUGGACCCUUCUUCCCUGCACUAUAUCAACCCCAUGGGCACCAAUGAAUAUCUGUCGGCCAUCUGGGCAGUGGGACAGAUCAUCCAGGACUAUGACAGUGACAAGAUGUUUCCAGCUCUGGGAUUUGGGGCCCAGUUGCCCCCAGACUGGAAGGUCUCCCAUGAGUUUGCCAUCAACUUCAACCCCACCAACCCUUUCUGCUCAGGAGUGGAUGGCAUCGCCCAGGCGUACUCAGCCUGCCUGCCCCACAUCCGCUUCUAUGGUCCCACCAAUUUCUCCCCCAUCGUCAACCAUGUAGCCCGGUUUGCAGCCCAGGCCACGCAGCAACAGACAGCCACGCAAUACUUCAUCCUCCUUAUCAUCACGGAUGGUGUCAUCAGUGACAUGGAGGAGACAAGGCACGCUGUGGUGCAGGCUUCCAAGCUACCCAUGUCCAUCAUCAUUGUGGGUGUGGGCAAUGCCGACUUUGCUGCCAUGGAGUUCCUGGACGGAGACAGCCGCAGGCUGCGCUCACACACAGGCGAGGAGGCAGCCCGCGAUAUUGUGCAGUUCGUGCCCUUCCGAGAGUUCCGCAACGUAAUUAGCUGCAGAAAGGAAUGUGUCCCUGGUGCAAACUGUGUUGUGGCCUCACCUAAUUGUUUUUUAUACUGUGACUGUGUUCUAUCUGUUACACUCAGGGUAAUAAAAGCUUCAGACAUCCCUGUGUCCGCCAGCUUCUUCCUCAGGCAGAACCUGAGGGCUCACUGAUUUGGAAAAGGUGAUGUAAUAGGAUAGACCCCUGUCCCCACCCAGCACAUCUGAGGAGUUGGUGUGAUCCUGUGUGGGGACUCUGUGAAGCUGGCAUGGGACACACAAGCCCACACCAUUCUCUGGGAGUCCCCACUCAGGCGUGGUCACCAUCUUAUGGUCCCCCUUCUUCCUCUGGGCCCACACUGUCCUAUUCUUCCUCACCGCCAGCUGGACAGCAGUUGCUUCCACCCACUUGCUCUUCCUCUAGGUCCCCUGAACAACAUGGUCUGCAGUAUUUGAAAGCCUCUUUGGCCUCAGAGCCCUAAAUAAGGCUGUGUCCCUGCUGUUUCUAUUGCAUCCCCCUUUCUGGGCACAGGCCCAGUUUCAUGAGAUCAAGUCCAAG
Molecule: messenger RNA, 2319 nt
Organism: Castor canadensis (American beaver)
Lineage: Eukaryota; Metazoa; Chordata; Mammalia; Rodentia; Castoridae
Source: RefSeq, a predicted model, not a curated record